AUUCAAUAUUGUUUGAUAAAAUUCAUGAUGUUGAUAUAAAUUAAGGAGAUUUAAGUUAAUGAAAAACGAGAUAAAAAUUUAAAUUGAGUACUAGUCGUUAAUCAACAAACAGAAACAGAGUCUUAUCAAUCGAUUUACAAAUAGUGUAUUAUAUAUCACUAAUCAUAAAUAAUUAGUUAUAAGAUUUAGUCAGCAAAAAGUUAAUAUACAAAAUAGAGAUAAUUAAGACAUAUCACUUAAUUUGAAAGAUAUAGUUAGAAUAUUUCUUAUUUAUUUAUUACAAUAGGAAGAUCCUCUCAUUAUGAUUUCAAACACUCGUUAUUAUCAAAAUCAUUUGAACAAAAAGCCUAAACUAAAAUCUUCAUAUAUUUUAAGUUAAAAUCAACAUUCAUCACCGAGUCCAUAUUAUUCAGAGAACCCAUAGAUUUUAUUUUGA
Paramecium sonneborni is the source of this 436-nucleotide messenger RNA. Lineage: Eukaryota; Ciliophora; Oligohymenophorea; Peniculida; Parameciidae. The record is from the annotation of a GenBank genome assembly.